Oxyura jamaicensis (ruddy duck) is the source of this 11410-nucleotide messenger RNA. RefSeq names its product A-kinase anchoring protein 6 (gene AKAP6). NCBI's taxonomy places the organism in Eukaryota, Metazoa, Chordata, Aves, Anseriformes, Anatidae. Bases 247 to 7278 code for a protein of 2343 amino acids. Gene Ontology annotation, molecular function: protein kinase A binding; transmembrane transporter binding. The transcript is spliced from 14 exons. The record is from RefSeq and is a predicted model, not a curated record. Gene Ontology annotation, cellular component: perinuclear region of cytoplasm; sarcoplasmic reticulum.
GGCUUCCGUAUUGUCUCGGGCUCCCCUGGAAAUGCAGUAAGGAUUCGUCUCACAUCCCGGUUGCCAUAGCAACAGCAGCCUUUCCCAUAAUGAGCUGCAUCAUCUGAACUGAUGUCACAGCAUCAUGCAGCAGGUCACACAAGGCACCUCCUAGUAUUGCAUCCUACAGAUGUGCUGUAAACAUCAAAAGAGGAUGAUUUGAGCAGGACACGCUAUGUUGGAAAGAAUUACAGUUUAGAUCUUCCCAUGUUAGCCAUGGAUGUAGCGCUGUCUCCAAUGAGAACACAAGACCUGGAUCCCAUGCCAUCUGAUGCAUCUCCCAUGCUUAUAAACAUGACCCCUACAGUGGACAGAGAGGGGGAAGAGGAUGUCAUGAAGGAGCUUGAUUCUGGCCAGCAGUAUGACAAGCCGCCUCCUCUACACACCGGUGCUGACUGGAAGAUUGUUCUCCAUUUGCCAGAAAUUGAGACAUGGCUUCGGAUGACAUCUGAAAGAGUCAGGGAUCUGACUUACUCUGUCCAGCAGGACUCAGAUAGCAAACAUGUGGAUGUGCAUCUAGUACAGCUAAAGGAUAUUUGUGAAGAUAUAUCUGAUCACGUUGAACAAAUUCACGCUCUACUAGAGACUGAGUUUUCCCUGAAGCUUCUCUCUUACUCUGUCAACGUGAUAGUCGAUAUCCAUACAGUGCAACUACUCUGGCAUCAGCUACGUGUUUCUGUUCUGGUUCUGAGAGAGCGUAUUCUUCAGGGGCUACAAGACGCUAAUGGAAACUACACCAGGCAGACUGAUAUUCUGCAAGCAUUUUCUGAGGAGACGAAGGAGGAUCGUCUUGACUCUUUAACUGAAGUUGAUGAUUCUGGACAGUUAACUAUCAAAUGUUCUCAAAAUUACUUGUCACUGGAUUGCGGUAUUACUGCAUUUGAACUCUCUGACUACAGUCCAAGUGAGGAUUUGCUUGGUGCUCUGGAUGAUAUGACCUCCAGCCAAGGUAAAGCAAAAUCAUUUGAAUCCUGGAACUACAGUGAGAUGGAUAAGGACUUUCCAGGCCUUAUCAGAAGUGUGGGUUUACUUGCAGUAGCAACUGAUUCCAUUGCUCCCCAGUGUAAUGAAGCAUUAAAUGAAAAAGAAACCCAUUUACCUCUUUCAACAGAAGAUAAGGAUGAAAGCAAGGAGAGGAAAGCACCCCAAGAGCUUUCACUAUUAUGUCCUCCUGCAAAUUCCUCUGUUCCUAAAGGCCCUUGCUCUGAAGAUGGUGUCUCAUCAACUGACAGCAAAACAGUUUCCACAUCAAAGAAACCAGAAUGCAAUCUUCCUCAGCUCAAUGGUGAAAAAGUCAAACAUUCUCACUUGGAAAACUCAACUCCUAAAAGGUCCAUAAGAGACUGCUUUAACUAUAAUGAAGAUUCCCCUACACAGCCUACAUUGCCAAAAAGAGGUUUAUUUCUGAAAGAUGAUGUGUUUAAGGAUUAUAUGGAAACCAAUGAUUUUAAAAGGCAAAUCUCUCAGAUAGUAAAGAAUGAAAUGAGUAGAAGUACACCCUCAUUGUUAGAUCCACCAGAUAGGUCCAAACUUUGCCUAGCUUUACAGUCACCCUACACUAACAGUCCAUCUGCAGUUAGUCAGUCAUAUGAUUGCUUAAAUAAAAUAGGUGAUAGAAAUCUUGAGUACACAAUAGAUAAUCACUUUAAGGACAGUCCUGUAAGUCUAGGGAAACCUGCUUACUACACCUGUAAAGAAAAAUCAAAGCACAAGAAAUCUCAUGAUGCUUCAGAGAAAGUGAAAGCUGGCAGAACAUCUGGACAUAUGUGUAAAACAGCUCCACCAAUACAAGUCAAAAAAAGGGGACGCUCUUCUCUACAAAAUGGGAUUGCUUCUCAUAACUCUCAGUCUCUUGAGGGGACAGAAACAGAUUCUACUUCUGCAUCAUCAGAUUCUUGUAACCAGAGAGACCCAAGUGGGCAGUCACAAAAUAAAACUGAGCCUUUUAGUUCACCAACACAUAGCCAAAAGAGUGCUUCCUCAGCUGGUUCAGAACUUAUCAACUCAUCACCUCUUUUACUGAGAAGAAAGAAAAAUAAAAGUUUUUGCUCAUCACCAAGUUAUAGUCAUACAAACAGUAAAGAUGGUGAGGUCUGGUAUGGAUCUGAUGAAUAUUUAGCACUUCCUUCACAUCUCAAACAGACUGAAGUAUUAGCUUUAAAACUAGAAAACUUGACAAAGCUGCUGCCCCAAAAGCCCAGAAGAGAAACCAUUCAAAACAUUGAUGACUGGGAGCUGUCAGAAAUGAACUCAGAUUCAGAAAUGUAUCCAACGUACCAGGUAAAAAAGCACAAAAAAACGGGUAGAAUUUCACCAAGCUCUUCAAGUGAUAUAGUAUCCUCCUUGGGUGACAGUAUUGAAUCUGGGCCUCUCAGUGAUAUUCUCUCUGAUGAAGAUCUUUCUAUGCCUGUAUCUUGCAUUAAAAAAUACAUUGAAGAAAAGUCAGAAAGGACUGCUGUCACUCAGCCCACUGAGAAUGAGACUUCUGCCUCAAAUAAAUCAGCUUUAAUUCAUCAACUCAUGCAAGAUAUACAACAUCAAGAGAAUUACGAAACCAUAUGGGAAAAAAUUGAGGGGUUUGUAAGCAAGCUGGAUGAAUUCAUUCACUGGUUAAAUGAAGCCAUGGAAACAACAGAGAAUUGGACUCCUCCUAAAGCGGAGACAGACAGCCUUAAACUGUACCUGGAGACACACUUGAGUUUUAAGUUGAAUGUGGAUAGCCAUUGUGCUUUAAAAGAAGCAGUGGUAGAAGAAGGACGUCAACUUCUUGAGCUUAUUGUAUCUCACAAAUCAGAAGGACUGAAGGACAUGUUGCAGAUGAUUGCAAGUCAAUGGAAGGAACUACAGAGGCAAAUCAAACGGCAACACAGCUGGAUUCUUAGGGCUCUGGAUAUCAUCAAAGCAGAGAUACUGGCUACUGAUGUGUCUGCAGAGAAUGAGGAAGGGACUGGGAGCCCUAAGGCUGAGGUUCAGCUAUGCUAUCUGGAAGCACAAAGAGAUGCUGUUGAACAGAUGUCCUUAAAGCUGUACAGCGAGCAGUACAACAGUAGUAGCAAGCGAAAGGAAGAGUUUGCUGAUAUGUCAAAAGUUCACACAGUGGGAAGUAAUGGCCUUUUGGACUUUGAUUCAGAAUACCAGGAGCUCUGGGAUUGGCUGAUUGACAUGGAAUCCAUCGUGAUGGACAGCCAUGACCUGAUGAUGUCAGAGGAGCAGCAGCAGCAUCUUUACAAGAGAUACAAUGUAGAAAUGUCAAUCAGGCACCCGAAAAAGAUGGAACUGCUCAGUAAGGUUGAAGCUCUGAAGAAAAGUGGUGUUUUACUACCAAAUGAUCUCCUUGAAAAAGUGGAUUCAAUUAAUGAAAAAUGGGAACUGCUCGGGAAAACCCUAGGAGAGAAGAUCCAAGACACAAUGGUAGGGCACAGUGGGUUAGGUCCACGUGACCUGCUCUCGCCUGAAAGCGGCAGCCUGGUAAGGCAGCUGGAGGUCAGGAUCAAAGAGCUGAAAGGGUGGCUGAGAGAUACAGAGCUUUUCAUCUUCAAUUCCUGUCUGAGACAAGAAAAUGAAGGAACAAUGAAUGCUGAGAAACAACUGCAAUAUUUUAAGUCCCUAUGCUGUGAGAUCAAACAGAGACGUCGUGGGGUAGCCUCAGUGCUGCGAUUAUGCCAGCACCUCCUGGAUGACCAGGAGACCUGCAACCUAAAUGCAGAUCAUCAGUCCAUGCAGUUGAUAAUCGUAAACCUUGAGAGGAGGUGGGAAGCCAUUGUCAUGCAAGCUGUCCAGUGGCAAACAAGGCUACAGAAGAGAUUGGAAAAAGACUCGGAGUCUCUGAACGUUAUUGAUGCCAGUUUGAUGGAUCUAAAUGGUCCAAGUGAAGAUGCACUAGAAUGGGAUGAAACUGACAUAAGUAAUAAGCUGAUAAGUGUUCAUGAAGAUUUAAGUGAUCCAGAUCAGGAGGUGAAGAAGGAUGAUCUAAGCCCGAAAACUGCUUCAGGAGAAUGUGGUGACAAUGACGUGAAUGAAGACGAAAGUAUCAGUGAUCGUGGAAGUCCUCUUUAUUGUCCCACCAUUACUUCCCCUCCAAAUCCUCACAUCUAUCAGGUCUAUAGUCUUCAUAAUAUUGAAUUAUCAGAAAAAAAACACAUGCCUUUCUUGAAAAAAACAUCCAAACUCUCCAGUGUAACACAGUCUAAUAUUUUAAACAAAAGUCUUAGUAAAGACUCUUCAUUUUCAUCUACCAAAUCCUUGCCAGACCUAAUAGGGGGGACAACACUGGCAAAAACGUAUAACUAUAUGUACCAAAGUGGAAACAUAAGCAGGCAUUCUGAGAGCGAGAGUGGGAUAGUGAGUGAAUGUGAUACAGAAACUACAAAUAAUUCAGAAAUUUUUUUGUUAAAUGAUAUUGAAAGCACUCAGAGUAAUCCUGAAAUUGGGCAUGCAGAAACUCAAAUGGAUGGCAUAAUUGAUGUAAUAAAACAAAAAAUAAAGCAAAAUGAAGAAGACCAUGUUAGUCUCUCAGAUGAUUGCCAGUUGGCACCUUCUGGAUGUUGUGGAAGUGAAAUUGAUGAGGACUUGGACAGUGUUACCGUGUGUAAACCUGUUUGUCUAGAAGAACUGCAAGGAAAACGUGAUGUGUUUACAUUUUAUGAUUACUCAUAUCUUCAAGGCUCCAAAUUCAAAUUACCAGUGAUAAUGAAACAAUCACAACUUGAAAAGACACACACAGAGGGUGCUCUGUUUCAUGGCUUUUGUUUUGAUAAAAUACCUGGUAAAUCUGAACAUAAGCCUGGAGAGUCACAACCAGAUGGGUUUAUUCAUGACCAUAGUCUGGCAAGUAUCCCUGGAGGAUCAGAUCCCAGUUCUUGCAAGUCUGCAGAAACAGUAAGAAAAUUAGCUGUUACAGAGAAUACGAGACAGAUUUCGACUUUGUCUCGCAGUUCUUCAUUAGAAUCACUGUCUGUAGUAGGUGAUUUGUUCAGCUCAGGUAUUUUUAAAAGUGGAGAUGGUCUUCAACGCAGCACCUCUUUGGAGAGCUGGCUGACUUCCUAUAAAAGCAACGAAGAUCUUUUUAGUCAUCACGGUUCAGGAGACAUAAGUGCAAGCAGUGAUUCUGUUGGAGAGCUCAGCAAAAGGACAUUAGAUCUUUUGAAUCGUUUAGAGAAUAUCCAGAGUCCAUUAGAUCAAAAGAUAAAGCGCAGCAUCUCUGAUAUAACGCUCCAAAGUAGCUCUCAAAAAAUGUCUUUUACUGGACAGCUGUCUGUAGAUAUUGCAUCCUCGGUCAAUGAAGACUCAGCAGCUUCUCUCACUGAACUCAGCAGCAGUGAGGAUCUUUCUCUCUGCUCUGAAGACAUUGUACUGCAUAGAAAUAAAAUACCAGAUUCAAAUGCAUCAUUUAGAAAACAUCUUAAUAGAUCUGUAGCUGAUGAGAGCGAUGUCAAUGUCAGCAUGAUUGUUAAUGUCUCCUGCACUUCUGCUUGUACUGAUGAUGAAGAUGACAGUGAUUUGCUUUCAAGUUCCACCCUUACCUUAACUGAGGAAGAGCUAGGUAUCAAAGAUGAAGAUGAUGACUCCAGUAUAGCAACUGAUGAGGAUAUUUAUGAAGAAUGCAAUUUAAUUUCAGGACUUGAUUAUAUAAAAAAUGAACUCCAAACUUGGAUUAGACCAAAAUUUUCUUUGACAAGGGAGAAGAGAAAAAGUAACCCCAGUGAUGAAAUUCAGCACAGUAAAGAAGUUAGUAAUGAGACAUCAAAAGCCACGGAUACAUUGAGCAUUGAAACACUUUUGAAUGGUUCAGUACAGAAAAUAUCAGAAAAUAAUGGCAACAGUAAGAAUGUAUCACGUGAUCAUGAAAAGGGGACAAAGGUUCACUUAAGGAAAGAUAUCUCUCAGGUUGUGAAGGAUCAGCUUGUGGAUGAUAUGGAGAAUGGCAAUGUUGAAAAUACUCUUGGCAGUGAAAAGGAAGGGCUUGUGAGAACAUCAGCAACUUCCAGAACUCAUACAUCACUUGAUGUUACAGAAGCUGAAAAUGAAUGUUGUGUCUGUGAAGCAUUUACAGACAGUUCAGAUGAUUCACAUAUGGAUGGCAAGGAGACUGCUCUGUUGUCAGAUGGAUCCAGAAACCCUCCAAAAGAAUGUCAAAGUCAUCUUCAGUCUGAUUGUCAUGGUGUUGCUUACUCUCCCGCUAAAAAACCUUGUCUUGAAUCUUCCUCAGAAACAAACUGUGUAGACACACAAGCAUCCCUACCUGAUGGUCAACAACACAGAAUAAGCACUACUGAAAAAUCUACUGAUUGCUGUGCAGCCUUGAAAUCCAAUGAAACUGAACAUGAGUCCUCAGCCAGUGGUCUUGAUUCAUGCUGUAACUGUGAAUCUGCUGCUUUUGAUAAAAGAAACUUGGAAGAUGGCUCAGUACACAACUUUGUGAUGGAGAUAAUAGACAUGGCAUCAACAGCUUUGAAAAGUAAGUCACAACCUGAAUGUGAAUCAUCUGCUCCAGCUUCAUUAACACAGAUCAAGGAAAAAGUGUUAGAACACUCUCACAGACCCAUCCAGCUAAGAAAAGGGGACUUCUAUUCUUAUCUUUCACUUUCUUCUCAUGAUAGUGACUGUGGAGAGGUAAUCAAAUACAUAGAGGAAAAGAGCAGCACUCCUGUGCCACUGGACUUCACAGAUGAGAGAGAAAAUAUUGAAUGUUUUUUUGAAGCUUGCCCUGAAGAAGAGCGUGUUGAACAGCAGCAAUCUGUUUCUAAUGGUACUACCGAAGCACGAGUUGAACAGCAGCAACCUAUUUCUAACAUCAUUUCUGAAAUAACUCCAGAGUCACCAGGCAAACUGACUCUAGAGUCAGUAGGAAGAGUUAAAACUUCUUCAGAAGAUAGGCAUUUAUCUUUUUUGUGUGAUGAUGACAUUAAUAUAAAUGUCCCCAGUCCUAACAAACAAAAUGCAUCAAAUGAUUUGAAAAAUGCUGAUGAUGAGUUGAUGAUUUCAGACUGGAAAAGCGAAGGUUUGGAAAAGAAUUCUCCAGAGCUUAGCAGUAAGAAGAGUACUAUAGGAAAAUCAUGUGGAAUCAAAGAGCCCAAAGGAUGUGUUGCUGCUUCUGAAGAGGCUUCAGCCAUAGAGUUUCAGUUAAAGCCCAGCCAUUCACAGAAUAAAGAGGUUUUGCACCAAAACACUAAAACUCUUACUUGUGAGGAAACUCUCCUGACUCUUCAUAAGGAAAGACACAUUAAUAUGCACAGAUAGAAUGUAACCCUCUCCAGGCAUAUACAUUAUCCUAAAAACAGUUUUAUACAAUGAAAGGAGAUGAAUCACCAUCUAGGGUUUCUGUUUUAUGGUAGUACUAUAUCAUUUGUUUUAGUUACACUGAAAUCCUCUAAAAUCCUGCAUUACAUGCCACUAGUCAACAAACACAGUGAAUAGUAGCUGCUCCUUGUCCUUUGGCUUUGCACUGACUGGAGCUGCUCUCUUCUGGAAUCUUCAAAUCUGUUAUUUUGCAGAACUUGGGAAUCCUUCAAAAGUAGUAUUUCUAUAUCACCUCCUCUUCCUUUAUCAACUGAGCUGUGGAACCAGAAACCAGCUCUACUCAUUCAUCCCCUUCUCCACAGACAGCUGACCUUAUGAGGUAUUCACAUGUGCUUGAUGAAUCUGAACUUCUGGUUUUACAUGGAUUUUGAGUGACCAGUGAGUUGGAAUUCUAAAAUAUUUACAGACAAUCCAUGAAGAAUGGCUAAGCAAACUGGAAAAUAAGUAGAGAGAGAAUGUCAUCUCUUGGUGUCAGCUUACCAUGACUUAUGUUCAGUGAGCCAUCAUUAGUAUUAGGCUAAAAGUUGAGGUAACCAAAAUAAGAAAUCUUUGAAACAUCAGUGAAGAGUAUAAUGUGAAGGUAAUGUAGAACAAAGACCCAAACACCAAAGCAAAUGGAAAGUGUUAGCCACACAGCAGUACUGAAAGCUUUGGUUCUAUUUUGUGGUAAGCAUUUUGAAACAUAAGAUGUUUGAACCUAAGUUGAAAAUUUGGCUCUGAUCUCUUCCAAAGUUUUGGAGUGGUUCAGAUCUGGAGUUUCUGAUGUCACAUGAAUGUCUAACAAUAAGCUGCAUAUUUAACAACAAGAGAUCUACAAAGCAACUUCUGGAUCAGAUCCGAUAGAGCUAUUGUUCUGAGUCUCACAAGUUUGGUGAGCCAAAAGCCAACAUAGCUGUGCAGUGGUCUUCCAUUGGUCUUUGGAAACACUCAUCCAGUAGACCAGACCCAGCAUGGCAAUUCCAAAUGCCACUCCAAUUCCAAAUGCUGCUGCUUAUCAGAAGUUGUAGAAGGGGAGUUUCCAAUAAGGCACAAGGUUAAGCACUGGAAAAGGUCACCCAGGCUAGUUCUAAAAUUUCCAUCCUUGGAGGUUUUCAAAAUUAACAUGGACGUGUCCUUGAAUAAUCUGAUCUACUUUUGAAGAUAGCCUUACUUUGAGCAGGAGGUUGGACCAGAUGACAUUCAAAUUUCCCCUCCCAACUAAGUUAUUCUAUGAUUCCAUGAUACUACUAGGAGAAAAGGACAUUAUUCGUCAUUGAAACCACUAGUACACACUUAUUGCAACCUGUAUAGCUAUAGCAGAGGAUCUGAGCCUAUUUAUACAAAAUAGAUUGCUUUGCUACGGUUGGAUAUUUAACUUCAGCAUUUCCUGAUUUUGCUGUAUUAUACUAUUAUGCUUUGGGGUUUUCUUUUGCACAUUUUGGUGUUUUACCCACCAUUCACAUAUUCACAUAUGUAUAAAUACAUCUAGCAAAAUCUUUAGGUUAUGGCAGCAAAAGUCUACACCUUGCCACUAUCUCUUUCAGACAGAAAAUCUAUUUGAAUAGUGCAUUAUCUUGGAACUGUCAUAGCAGCGAGGAUAUUUCUUGAAUGGCUUUGAAAUGGGCUUUCCUGACCUGCUGAUUGCCAGUUAGGUUAAUACCUGGACACAUCCAAACAACUGGAGAAGCAAAGGAAAUCAACUGGGAAUUACAAAACUGAUAAAUGAUACUACAUAUUCUAGGAUUACAUUCAAAAGAUCAUGUGUAUACAUAGGCCUCUAUAUGGAAGUUGAAAUGAUGACUAAAGUAUGAGGUUGAUAAGUGAUGAUUAUGUAAACAUAAACUUUUCCUAAAUUACUGUUUUAUUAAUUUUCUUACAUUUUUCCCCACUCAAUAAUAUUAAUUCGAGGAAGAAUACUUACUGCGUGUGAUUUUCUUCUUGUUCGUGUUCUUUCACUGAUGAAGACAAUAACAUACCUUUUUGCUUCAUUGAAAGUACUUUUCCUCUGAGGAUCUCAAAAUACUGUAUAAACUUCCCCUCAAUCGUCAGAACCUCACAGUUACUUACAUGGUAGCCAGCUGUGUUUUUCAUAAGACUGGAAUGUGACAACAUGCAGUUAACAAGGCAUAAGGACAAAGAUUGGACAUAGAGGAUUUUAAUACAUGCCCUGCAAUGCAAUGAAAUGUAAUGCAGAGCCUGUAUACAACAAUUUGAUAGGAUUAUAUUAAAACUAUAACAUUUAACGUAACAAAAAGUUAAUUUUUGACUCGAUGUUGAAAAAUAAUUUUAAGGUAACAAAGCCCUUCACACUACAUUCCACUUUUUAAAUAUAAGAAGAUACGUUGUUUCUUAACAGAUAUGUAUAGCGUUGCUUCCAUGGAAAUUAGGUACUGUAUUAUUCCCAGCAGUAAAGCCCUAGGAUACAUAUAGUGUGUCUCAGGCACAUCAAAAAAGGAAUAUAUGAGCUGCUAGAUUUGGUUUCAGUCAAGUCUGAGCUCCCUUCCCCCAUUCACAAGCUUGGUGCUUUAACUUCAUCUCUCAUGCUAUGGGGAAUGAAUUACAGAAGCAAUCUAUCCUAAUUUGUUAACUUAUUCAAAUAACAGUUAUUAUACUUAACUAUGCUAAAGAUUAUCUUUUUGGUGGCAGAUUGUUUAUUUUUUGAUGAGGCUAAUUACUGAUUUUCUAAAGGUAAUUUACAUUUAUUACUAAUACAUCUUUUAAAAUGUGACAGAUAAAUGUUGUUCCCAUAAGUGUAUUAUGAAAAAAGUUACUAUUUAAAAACACAUUAUUUAAUUUGAAAGAUAAAUGGCAAACACCAUUAUUUUUCCUGUAGCACCUGUGCUGUAAGCUCAUUUAAAUGUGUAAUUCCAUGUGUAGCUGUAAUACUUAGAGAAAAAUAAUCUAUAGUAUAUGUGUAUCUUAAAAGCAUACUAAGAUUUCAAAGCUGAAAAAAAGCAUAGUUUCAAAUGUAGUUUUAUUUUAUACUAUUUUAGUAUGUGCUUUGGAUGUACAGGAGAAUAAAAGAGUGAGGAGAAUAUUUCUGCAAGUGUAUGUAAGUUGCAAUCCUAUUAUUUAUCAGUGUGCUACAAGAAAUGACCAUUGUGUUAAAAUAAUAGCAAUUCUAUAAGUAGGCUCAAAAAUAUAUGUCAGCACUGACUCAUCUCUCAUAUGAGCCAACACAGAGUUCUUUAACAGAGGUGCUCAUAAAACUGCUGAUUUUGUUUCUUAAGUAGGGGACAGCUCGAAGGAACUAUUUUUCUGUAUAUGAGCUCAUGCAAUCUUCUGCUGUCACUGUGACCCAUGACUCACCAAAGGGAUGGGAAUUCUUAGUCACAUAUUCAAUAUGCAUAGAGAUCAAUACAUUGAGGAGGUUUAUCUGGUGUGUCUGGAGUCAUUUCUAGAAAAUAUACUUCUGUGUGUUAUCUGUUAGUGCUUACAAGUAAGUCACAAAAGCUAUUUCCUUCCUUUUGUACAGAAUCUGUAAUAUAAACUUAAGUAUUAACUUAAUUUGGAAAAAAAUAUUUUGUUUGGGCUUAAGAAAAAUAAAUCUGACAGUGCUGCAAUGUUGGCCAGAAUGUCCUGCCACUUACGAUACCCAGAGAAGCCCAGGAGAGAGGGAUGGCUCUGUGGCUGAUGCCCAGGACUGGUACUCAGAAGCCUGGCUUCUAUUUCCUGCUCAGCAAUGGAUGUUUUUGUAUGACUUAUUCCUUCCCUGCCUCAGUUUUGUUAGCAGUAAAAUAAUGAGAAUAAUGAUUGAUGGGACCUGUGAAACAUGAUUCAUUCACUGAAAAGUGUUUUGAGAUCCACAGAUAAAACAUGAUACAGAAAUGCAAAGUACUGUUAGUUAAUUAUUCAUUACUGGAGAGAAAUAACAUAGAGGUUUACAGAAUAACUCGUAUGUAAUAAUUUACUUUUAGAAAAUGGAACUACAAGAGUAAUCUAAAUUUAUGCUUAUUUUUUUUCUUACAAUUUUUAUAGGGAGAUGGAUAGAACAAUGUUUCUUUAUAGAAUUUAAAAUGCUCUGACUUUUUAGCUCCUUACUGUGGUAGCUGACUUCUUUAAAAGAAUUAAAUAAACAGAUAAUCUUUUAUUA